CUAAAUGAAUCUAUUUGGUCAAAGAUUCAAAAGAAUCGAGUCACUGAAUCGAAAUCCCCACCACUUAGUUCUGACUGAGUAAGCAGCUAGCUCACUGCUUUUGAAGCACAGCCACUUGCAACGGUAGACCUACAGGUGGGUGGGGCUGAACUCAACUAUUAUGACGUCAUGGCAACUGGCUCCCACUACACACAGCCCAUUAAACAUGUAUUUCUCAUCUAGGCUAUACCGCUUGCUUUAAACCCUACCGAGAAGCUGUCAGUCUGAAGAGGGCGGUUUCGUUAUGCGCGAGGAUUGUCGGUUUGAGUGAGUGACGGUAAAUGAAGUCCUUCCAAGAAGCGCGGUACAAGCGAUGCCACCGGUUUGUCUUCGAGUAGAACGUAUUUGGGGGUUUGUAGUCGAUUUUAUUUGAUCGGUGAGCAAUCAAUCAGUAGUAGCGGAGGUGAAGACGCCGGGGUGCUUUCUGCUCAUCUCGCUCCAUCCAUCCGUCCACCCACUCAUCCCUUCUGUCAUACAGGCUCUUCCCAGCUUUGUCUGUGUUGUGUGCUCAGGCGGACCGCCCCUCCACCCACCUCAAGAUGCACAUGAAUAGUUUAUUAAACCAGUGCACAGAGAUCUCCAGGAUGUGUGAGGUGGACGUUUCGUCUGAGCCCACCAGCCCGACGCUGUAUCGAGAGUCUUCUGAUACAUACUGCCAUGUGGACCGCUGGCAGAAGCUACGCACAGCCGUCCGCAAGCUAGAAUUCUGGGAGAACUUCACACAUGAGCUGAUUGGCAGUGGCUUCUUCUCAAAGGUUUACAAGGUAAUACACAAUACCACACGGAAGGUGAUGGUAGUAAAGAUCUAUAAGAAUGAUGUUGAUCAAGACAGCAUUGUACGAGAAAUCAGCCUUCUGCAAAAACUCUCACACCCCAACAUAGUGAGGUAUCUGGGUAUUUGUGUCAAAGAGGACAAGUUGUACCCAAUUCUGGAGUAUGUUAGUGGAGGAUGUUUAGAGGAGCUGUUGGCCAGGAAAGAUGUGCCUCUAUGCUGGAGAGAGAAAGUAGAGCUGGCCUCUGACAUCACCAGAGGGAUGAUUUACCUCCACUACAAGAACAUCUACCACAGAGAUCUGAACUCUAAGAAUUGUCUAAUAAGGGUGACAGCGAGAGGCAGAGAAGCUCUGGUUACUGAUUUUGGUUUGGCUCGAGAGGUGGUUGAACUUCCUGCAAAGGACAGAAAGCUUUCACUUGUAGGCUCUGCUUUCUGGAUGGCCCCUGAGAUGCUGCGCGGGGAGCCCUACGACCGCAAGGUGGAUGUGUUCUCUUUUGGAAUUGUUUUGUGUGAAAUUCUGGCUAGGAUCCCAGCAGACCCAGAAAUCCUUCCAAGAACACAGGACUACGGCCUGGACGUUUCAGCAUUUGGGAAAAUGGUCAGUGAGUGUCCUCAGCGUCUUUUAGAGUUGGCAGCCAGCUGCUGUCUGAUAGAGGCUUUCCGAAGACCCUCUUUCUCAGAGCUUCAAGACGAGUUGGGUGAAAUCGCUGAGACUUUGGAGGCCCCUCAUAAUGAUCUCACCACAGGCUGAUCUGCGGCACAUCCUCUGGUAUCCCAUCAGCCCUGCGAAUGGACACAAGCAGCUGGAGUUCUGUACAUAGACUUAAGCACACUGACAAAUGCAGCAGAACUGCAGAUUUCUCUCUGGGCUGUUUGCAUUGAAAGAGCAAAUCAAGGAAAAGGUCGCUAUUUAUUAUGAAGUAACUAGAUGGCCUACAGUUCAACUCCGCACAGCUGUACAUAAUAUAUACUGUGCAAUAUAUAGUAAUAGUAUGCCAAGAUAAAUAUUGUAUCAGGUUCCAGCUAAAGUGUUUAGCUGUUGUCAUUAUUUCAAAGCUACAGAUUUUCAAACCUAUUGUUAUUCUUGUUUUGUAUAUGAAUCAUUUUAUAUUGGAAAAACAACCCUAAAAUAGGUUUUGAGGCUUCAGAUAACCAUUGAGAAAAGGACUAACUUGGGGGUCACAAGUUUUAAAUAACCAAAUAAUAUUUUCAUAGGCUUCAGUAUAUCGAUAACUUGAUUACAUUUGUACAAGAGAAAUUAAUUUAUUUUGGUACCAACUGCCCAAAUAGGAAAAAAGUGCAUUUGUAUUGCUGACUUUUUUGAAAAGCCACAUAUUUGAAAAAUGAGUGUACUUUUCGUUAUUUGAAAAGCAAUUUAUACAGGAGCAAGCACUCAACUCAUCACUUGUGGUUUUGCCUCCACUGAGCUGAGCUGCUGAUCUUUGGAAAUUCUCCAUAAGACCACCGCAGGAUGAGGCCCGUUUCCUGCCUGCAAUGGCCUCGAUGUUGCUUCUGCAGUGUUCCCAUUGUGGAUUGUGCCGAGUGUUUGUGAAAACAGUUCUUCUUUUCAGCAUUCAAACGCUUAAAUGUUUCAUGUUUUAACACUUUUUGUCCAUUUUAGUUUACUUGUUUGCCAUGUGUUGUGAAUUUCAGUACUCACUAUGUAUCAGAAGCGCCAGAUGGCACCAGUCCGACUCCAAUAAACAGUGACAC
This is a messenger RNA of Sinocyclocheilus rhinocerous, 2527 nucleotides long. Its product is annotated as dual specificity testis-specific protein kinase 2-like. Gene Ontology annotation, biological process: actin cytoskeleton organization; protein phosphorylation. Gene Ontology annotation, molecular function: ATP binding; protein serine/threonine kinase activity. The transcript is spliced from 11 exons. Bases 579 to 1565 code for a protein of 328 amino acids. Lineage: Eukaryota; Metazoa; Chordata; Actinopteri; Cypriniformes; Cyprinidae. Gene Ontology annotation, cellular component: cytoplasm; nucleus. The record is from RefSeq and is a predicted model, not a curated record.